Messenger RNA from Lotus japonicus, 3070 nucleotides. RefSeq names its product probable beta-D-xylosidase 5. The transcript is spliced from 8 exons. Gene Ontology annotation, biological process: arabinan catabolic process; xylan catabolic process. Gene Ontology annotation, molecular function: xylan 1,4-beta-xylosidase activity; alpha-L-arabinofuranosidase activity. Gene Ontology annotation, cellular component: plant-type cell wall. The record is from RefSeq and is a predicted model, not a curated record. The coding region runs from base 108 to 2816 and encodes 902 amino acids. NCBI's taxonomy places the organism in Eukaryota, Viridiplantae, Streptophyta, Magnoliopsida, Fabales, Fabaceae.
AGGAAAAAAAUGCAUAAACUCUGAGUCCAAAACUUUUACUAUAUAAAUCAACCUUACCAAUUACCAUCUCUCAAACAACACAACUUAAUUUUUUAGCAAACAACACUAUGAAAAGCAAUCUUUUGUUCUUAUCCCUUUUUCUUUCACUUCUUGUACUUCUUCCAAUUCUAACUUCUAGCCAAAAACAUGCAUGUAAUAAGGCCUCUCCUAAAACUAGUAACUUCCCAUUUUGCGACACCACCUUAUCUUAUGAAGCCAGGGCCAAGGACUUGGUGUCACGGUUAACACUCCAAGAAAAGGCACAGCAAUUAGUAAACCCUUCUUCCGGUAUUGCAAGACUCGGUGUUCCUUCUUAUGAAUGGUGGUCGGAGGCGCUUCACGGUGUCUCCAAUUUAGGACCGGGGACACGUUUUAACAGAACAGUGCCCGGCGCCACUAGCUUCCCAGCAGUGAUUCUAUCAGCUGCAAGCUUCAAUGCAACUCUAUGGUACAAUAUGGGACAGGUUGUGUCAACUGAGGCAAGAGCUAUGUACAAUGUGGACUUGGCUGGUUUAACAUUUUGGAGUCCUAAUGUGAAUGUGUUCCGCGACCCGAGAUGGGGGCGUGGCCAGGAAACUCCAGGGGAGGAUCCAUUGGUGGUGUCUAGAUAUGCUGUGAAGUAUGUUCGUGGGUUACAAGAUGUGGAAGAUGAAGAAAGUAUUAAAGCUGAUAGGCUUAAGGUUUCAAGCUGUUGUAAGCAUUACACUGCUUAUGAUGUUGAUAACUGGAAAGGCGUUGAUCGCUUCCAUUUUGAUGCAAAGGUGACCAAGCAAGACUUGGAGGAUACUUAUCAGCCUCCAUUUAAGAGCUGUGUGGUGGAGGGGCAUGUUAGCAGUGUCAUGUGUUCUUAUAAUAGGGUGAAUGGAAUUCCUACAUGUGCUGAUCCAGACCUCCUCAAAGGGGUGAUCAGAGGCCAGUGGGGUCUAGAUGGAUAUAUUGUUUCAGAUUGUGAUUCAGUGCAAGUAUAUUACGAGUCAAUUCAUUACACUGCAACUCCUGAAGAUGCAGUGGCUCUUGCACUGAAAGCAGGUUUAAACAUGAACUGUGGAGACUAUCUAAGAAAAUACACUGCAAAUGCAGUGAAGUUGAAAAAAGUAGAUGUAUCUACAGUAGACCAGGCCUUGGUGUACAACUACAUAGUCCUAAUGAGAUUAGGCUUCUUUGAUAACCCCAAGUCACUUCCAUUUGCAAAUCUUGGACCAUCUGAUGUAUGUACUAAAGAAAAUCAACUAUUGGCCCUAGAAGCUGCAAAGCAAGGAAUAGUUUUGUUGGAAAAUAGUGGGGUUCUUCCCUUAUCCAAGACUAACAUAAAAAAUUUGGCUGUGAUUGGACCAAAUGCAAAUGCCACCACAGUUAUGAUCAGCAACUAUGCUGGUAUACCUUGCAGAUACACUAGCCCUUUACAAGGACUACAGAAGUACAUUUCUUCUGUGACUUAUGCACCUGGUUGUGGCAAUGUUAAAUGUGGUGAUCAGAGUCUAUUUGCAGCGGCAACCAAGGCUGCAGCACCUGCUGAUGCAGUGGUUCUAGUUGUGGGAUUAGACCAGUCUAUUGAAGCUGAGGGUCUGGACAGAGUGAACCUGACAUUACCUGGAUUUCAAGAGAAGCUGGUGAAAGAUGUUGCUGAUGCUACUAAAGGGAAAGUGAUUUUGGUCAUAAUGGCAGCUGGUCCAAUUGACAUUUCUUUCACUAAAAGUAUCAGAAACAUUGGGGGGAUACUGUGGGUAGGGUAUCCUGGUCAAGCUGGUGGGGAUGCCAUAGCCCAAGUGAUAUUUGGAGAAUACAACCCAGGUGGAAGGUCCCCUUUUACAUGGUAUCCACAAUCUUAUGCUGAUCAAGUGCCUAUGACAGACAUGAACAUGAGAGCCAACAGCAGUAGAAAUUUCCCUGGAAGGACCUACAGGUUUUACAAUGGAAACUCCCUCUAUGAAUUUGGCCAUGGAUUAAGCUACUCCACAUUUUCCACCUACAUUGCAUCUGCUCCCUCCACCAUAAUGAUUGAGCCGAACACAUCCAUGUCUCAACCUCAUAAUAAUAUCUUUGAGUCUCUAUCUGAUGGUCAAGCAAUUGAUAUUUCCACCAUAAGUUGCUUGGAUUUGACAUUUUUUCUUGUCAUCGGUGUGAAGAACACUGGACCAUUUAAUGGUUCCCAUGUGGUGUUGGUGUUCUGGGAGCCACCAACUUCAGAGUUGGUGACUGGGGCUCCAAUUAAGCAAUUAAUAGGAUUUGAAAGAGCACAUGUUAUGGUGGGGAUGACAGAGUUUGUGACAUUGGAAAUAGAUAUAUGCCAAUUGCUAAGUAAUGUGGAUAGUGAUGGGAAAAGAAAGCUGAUCAUUGGAAAGCACACCCUUUUGGUUGGCUCUUCCAGUGAGACACAGGUUAGGCACCAAAUUGAUAUUAGUCUUUCAGGGAAUGGGAUGGAGAAGAAGAUUUCAAUGGAAGGUUUGAUUCCAUAUCUUAUUCAUGUGAUCAAGAAGCAAAAGCCUCAUCACCGCAGCUUCAACAGGAGCGUCUCCCAUUCUGAGAGCUCAAACCGCAGCUACCAUUUGCUAAUGGAAUCCACUGACUCCUUCUCAGGUUCCUCUCACAGAAGAACCAGGUCUGAUUUCCAGCCAAACGCAUCUGAGUUCUUAGAGCAGAGAUAUGGUGCUGAUGGAUUUUUGGUUAACCCCAGGGGCCCUGCAACAGUGGCUGCUGCUUUCUCUGCCAAUCCUACUACUGCUUCUUAUGCUGUCCAACCCUCUAAUAACUUCAACAACAUUCGCAAUCGCAAGUGAUGAAGCAUCAUUGGGGAUGCUCAAUUUUCCAUUCUUUUUAAAAAUAUUUUGGGACUAUUAGAUGUUAUAUGUGUAUUCUAAGGUUUGAUUCAUUUGUUUAAGAUGAUGGGUGAUUCAUUUGUAAUUCAAGUGUGUAUAAUUCUUAUCUUGUAAGCUAACUCUUGGGGAUUAACUCUCCAAAGAUUUUAAGAGAAAUAUUGCUCUUUUCUUCAAAUAAAAAUCAAUAUUGAAAAAUCAGCAUAAUUUUUUUUUCA